GACGGCGUCUGGGUUUGUGUUGAACGGCCGUAUGUAGCAAAGCAACUCCGGUUUGAUCUUUGCUUUUCGCAGCUCAAUACUUAGGGAAAAAUACGACGAAUGGUGCUAGCGCAGGUGAUGUUGAUUAUAACGCUUGGGUAAUAUUCUUGGACGCUUUACAGUGAAUUCUGCUGAGAACAAUGGCGCUUGCAAUUUGCAAUUUCUUCCUGCUUUUAACAUUGGGCCUGGUUUCGGGGCAAAUUGACUAUUCGAUUACCGAGGAGCAGGCGCCUGGAACAACUGUGGGAAAUAUAGCCGAGGAUUUGAAACUGAACGUUUGGGAAUUAUCGGCACGAAUGUUUCGGCUUGUCUGUGAAGGAAGCAAGAAAUAUAUGGAGGUAAAUCAGAAGAAUGGCAUUUUAUUUGUGAAUGAAAGAAUUGAUAGGGAAGAAAUAUGUAAGCAAAGCUUUGUCUGUAUCCUGAAUUACCAGAUAAUCCUCGACGGUCCUUUUGAAAUGCAUCAGAUUGCAGUGGAGAUCCUAGAUAUAAAUGACAAUUCACCCGUAUUUCCGAAAGCAGCAUUUUCCUUGCAGAUGAAUGAAUUGGUUGCGACAGGAGCGCGCUUUCCCCUCGAGAGCGCGUACGACCCUGACGUGGGCACAAACACAAUCAGCAUCUACCGUGUUAGUUCAAAUGAACACUUCGGUCUCAAGAUGCAGACGAGAACAGAUGGGAGCAAAGAUGCCUUGCUGGUAUUAGAGAAAAGCUUAGAUCGUGAGCAACAGUCGACCUAUCAUUUGAUACUGACCGCAAUUGAUGGUGGCAUCCCUCAAAGAUCAGGCACAACUCAAAUAAACAUUGCUGUGGCAGACGUCAAUGAUAAUGCGCCCAUUUUUGACCGUGAAGUUUAUCGUGUGCACGUAGUUGAAAACGUCGCAGUAGGCACAUUAUUAACCAGAAUUAACGCUGUUGAUUUGGAUGAAGGGGUGAACGCAGAGCUAACAUAUUCUUUCACAAGUUAUGUGCCCCAAAAUAUACGCGAGUUGUUUAAAUUAGACCAGAUAACUGGGGAGAUUAGAGUUCAGGGUGCAUUCGAUUAUGAAGAAACAAAUAUGUACGAACUUGAUGUACAAGUUGUAGACAAUGGUUCAGCGGGCAUGACUGGAAAUGCCAAAGUUAUAGUCGAAUUACUAGAUACGAAUGAUAACGUUCCCACAAUUGAGGUGACUGUGAUGACUGGCGUAGUGCAUGAAGAUGCCCCUGUCGGUACAGUGACAUCAAUGAUUAGCGUAACAGAUUUAGAUUCUGGCGAAUAUGGGGAGGUUCAAUGUCAGGUUCCAGAGCAUCUUCCAUUUAAAUUGGUUAAGACUUCGAGGACAAACUACAAAUUAGUCACGAAUGGUGUUUUGAAUCGCGAAAUUGUCCCGAUAUACAACAUCACUAUUUCAGCCUGGGAUGGCGGCUCUCCUCCACUUUCCACAAAUAAAACAGUUUUUGUUUCCAUAUCUGAUAUAAAUGAUAACAUCCCAAGUUUUACCCAAUCUGCCUAUAGUGCGUACGUAGCGGAGAACAAUACACCGGGCGCUUCCAUAUUUACUGUAACGGCUUCAGAUCCAGACUUAAAUCAGAACGGGGAAGUCUCCUACUCUAUUCUUGAGAAUCACAUGCAAGGGGUUUCCGCAUCUCCGUAUGUUACUAUUAACUCAAGAAAUGGCAUUAUUUACGCAUUGCACUCCUUUGACUAUGAAGAACGGAAGCAUUUCCAGAUCAAACUUCAAGCCCAGGAUGGUGGAACUCCUCCACUAAGUUCCGCAGUUAUCGUGAAUAUUAUUAUCUUGGACCAAAAUGAUAACGCUCCCGUUAUCAUUUCACCUUUAACAUGGAAAAGCACUGCAUCUGUGGAGAUAGACCCACAGUUAACAUUUCCAGAAUAUGUGAUCACAAAAGUAAUCGCGACAGACGCAGAUUCCGGUCAGAACUCUCGUCUGCGUUAUCAAAUUUUGGAAGCCAGUGACCCCAGUCUGUUUACGUUGGAUCUUCUCACUGGAGAAAUAAGAGCAACGCGAAGUUUAAGAAAGGAAGACGUAAGUUCGGAUAGACUGCUCAUCUGCGUAAAAGACAAUGGUGAGCCGAUCCUCUCCAGUACGGUCACAGUUACAUUUUCAAUUUUAUCCAAUGUCACUGAAAAAACUUUCAAACGAACAGAUAACGACAGGAGUUCCACCCAAUUUUCACCAGUGAAUCACUACUUAAUCAUCGCUUUAGGAUCAACUUCCUUUGUGUUUCUUGUCAUCAUAAUUUUCCUGGUGGUGUUGAAGCUUAGACAUGGUUCAGAAAGACCUGCUGCCUCAAGUGUGCCUACAAAUAAUUAUUUCAAUUAUUCGGAUGUUGGUCAAAACGAUGGCUAUAAUUAUACUGUCUGCUUAUCUCCAGAGUCAUCGAAGAGUGAUUUUUUGUUUCUUAAGCCUUGUCAUGAUACAUUACCUUUCAAUGAUUCGGACGUUCCGAAUACCGGCGCAGUGAAGUAAUUCGUAUGGCAUUCAAAGGAGUGUCAUGCCGACAACUGAAGUUGCGAAUAUUUACGAUUUUUUUAAAUACACAUUUUGAACUAGGUUAGGUUCUCAUCUUGAAUGGACAAACAUUGUAUUUCGGUGCAAUAAUAUGUGACUGCUAAAAAAAAACAUGCAAGUUGUAUUAACCUAUUUUCUUCUGUUUUUCAUUUAUGGCUUGCUGGUCUGCACAGCAUGAGUAUGUCUUUCGUUCACCACCACCACUGAUAUAUUGAAAUUAAUCGAAUUUAUAUUACAUUUGCAAGCAACCACGAACUAUAAUAUUAGGCCUUGACCAGUAUGUAUGUGUGUCAUGUACUGUAAGAUAUUGUACGAUCAACAAGGAUUCUUCCGCAAGGAAUUAAAAUAGUUUCAAUAAUAUAUACCAUGCAAAUUAAUGUAUUUAAAAUAAAUAUCUUUGGUUGGAAUAGUUUAUAUAGUGUAUACUGUCCCAGGUUAUUCCAAGGUUACCCGCGUAGAAAUUACACUGAUUAUGUGGAAGAUAUAUUAUACCUGAAUCUUCGUCUGUACUUGAAAAAAAGUAUAUUAGGCACGUAAUUUGUUUUCCAUUAAAUAAGAAAAAUUGA
Messenger RNA from Amblyraja radiata (thorny skate), 3115 nucleotides. RefSeq names its product protocadherin gamma-A7-like. Gene Ontology annotation, biological process: homophilic cell-cell adhesion. Bases 180 to 2507 code for a protein of 775 amino acids. The record is from RefSeq and is a predicted model, not a curated record. Gene Ontology annotation, cellular component: plasma membrane. The transcript has a single exon. Gene Ontology annotation, molecular function: calcium ion binding. Lineage: Eukaryota; Metazoa; Chordata; Chondrichthyes; Rajiformes; Rajidae.